Molecule: messenger RNA, 1266 nt
Organism: Metarhizium brunneum ARSEF 3297
Lineage: Eukaryota; Fungi; Ascomycota; Sordariomycetes; Hypocreales; Clavicipitaceae
Product: O-methyltransferase PaMT
Molecular function (GO): O-methyltransferase activity
Source: RefSeq, a predicted model, not a curated record
AUGGACUCCAGCCAGUCGAUGCCGCGAUUGAUCCAGCUGGCCACCACUAUCAACCUUUCAGUAGCCAGGAUUCAACGAGUUCUAGAUAGCCAACAAGCACCAUCGCCUUCCUUUGACGAGGAUAGUGCUCCUCUUCCCGUAGACAUUAGAGAAGCCCAAGAUGUUGUUCUUGAUGCCACGGCAGAGCUUCACGACUUGCUCACAGAUCCCUUGAAUCUUAUGCACCGAUUUGCCAGAGGAGAUAAGACGGCCUGUCUGCAAACCAUUGCUCGUUUCGAUAUUGCGAGCCUCGUACCACCAGGCGGCCAGAUCUCAUUUAAAGAACUUGCCAGCCAGACACCUCUGACGGAGCAAAUGAUGGGUCGCAUCAUUCGCCACGCCGUGACGAUGCGCGUAUUCCGCGAGCCCGAAUGUGGAUUUGUGGCUCAUACAAGAGCAUCGAGAAUGCUGGCAAGCCCAGAGAUGAGAGACUGGAUUCGCGCCGGCACCGAGGAACUGGGACCGGCAGGAAGCAAGUUGGCAGAAGCACUUGAGAAAUGGCCAGGCUCGCAGGAGCCAAACGAGACGGGAUUCUCUUUGGCAAAUAACACGACGGGGUCAAUUUACGACGUGAUUUCGGAGUAUCCACAGAGAGCCGUUCGCUUCGCAAACGCGAUGAAGGUGAUGACGUCGAAGCCAGAGUUUGACGCGUGUUACGGUACAGAUUUUUACGACUGGGCGUCGCUCGGCGCGGCUCGAGUUGUCGAUGUCGGCGGCGGCAACGGCCACUUUGCGCUCACACUCGCCAAACGAUACGCCCGACUGGAUGUCGUUGUGCAGGACAUGGCCAAGGUGGUUGAGAACGCGACGAGUGGUGAUUUGCGGGAGAGGGUUCGGUUCAUGGCUCACAACUUGUUUGAUGCUCAGACUAUCGCCGCUGAUGUAUUCUUCUUUCGCUGGAUCUUUCACAACUGGUCGGACCGAUAUUGCAUCCAGAUUCUCAGGGCCCAGCUACCGGCGCUGAAAAAAGGGGCGCGUCUUGUUGUACAAGAGUCUUUCAUGCCGGCAAGUGGAAGUGUAUCCCAGUGCAAGGAAAGAGACUUGAGGGCGAUGGACUUGGAGAUGGCUUAUACCUUCAACUCUCGAGAAAGAACACUCGCUGACUGGAAAGCCCUGUUCAGAGAGGCAGACUCGGGAUUUGUGUUCAAGAGCGCCAUUGAACCCAAAGGCUCUGCCAUGGGUAUAUUGGAAUUUGAGUGGGAUGGCGCGGAUGGAUCGGCAACAUGA